Cetraspora pellucida is the source of this 659-nucleotide messenger RNA. Lineage: Eukaryota; Fungi; Glomeromycota; Glomeromycetes; Diversisporales; Gigasporaceae. The record is from the annotation of a GenBank genome assembly.
AGUUAAGAAGACGAAGAAUAAAUGUUGAAGCUACUGAUAAGAUAUCAAUAACACCGGAUAUUCUUAAUACUACCGUUGAACCUGAUUUUAUUGUUGAACAGCUAUCACUCAAAAUGCCACCACCUAAAACUUCUGACAAAAAUUUGGAUUUCGAAAGUACGUUACAAGCCGUCAUUCUUGCUGAUAGCUUUAACGAACGAUUCCGUAUCAUAACUCUUGAUAGGCCACGAGUAGUUAAAGAAGCAUGUCCAUUUCACAGGACAAGUGAAUCCACAAUUUUCGUACUAGAUGGGAAAACUAAUGAAUGCGUUCAUUGUGAAACCGUGGAGCUCUAUCCGCGUAAACAUCGCAUGAUUAUGGAUAUGGAAGUAUUCAAAAAGCAUGCCGAUGUUCAAAUACGUAAUGAUCUUAUCGAUUGUCAGAUUGAUAUUCGUUCAGUAGAGCUUUAUUCACCGAGAAUUUUUGAUUAUCAAGAUAUUCGAAAGGAUUUGUUUAUGAAGAAUGUCAUUCGGGUCACACGGCGUUUGAACAAUGGAUCAACCGGUCAUCAUCUGGAUGCUCAACUGUGGGUAUCCACGGUUGGUGCAAAUCCGAAUAUAGGGAUUUAUCAUAGAAUUGUUAAUAAACUACAGGUGGGACAGAUGAGUGACGGUCAGUGA